This is a messenger RNA of Pimephales promelas (fathead minnow), 2484 nucleotides long. The record is from RefSeq and is a predicted model, not a curated record. Lineage: Eukaryota; Metazoa; Chordata; Actinopteri; Cypriniformes; Leuciscidae.
AUGAAAGACGUCAACAAUUUCAAAGUUGAUCCAACUUCAAUCGCUGAAACUGAUAACAAAAACCUGCGAACAAGAGAUCCUGUUUUUCCUGAACAAGAUAUAACACUCUCCUGCCCUGACAACCCCCUUGGAAAUGUAGACUGGAAAUUUCAAGGAGAAAUCAUACAGCAAAGCAGUCGUUAUGUGUUUUUAUUAGAGCGUCGCUCCCUCGUGGUCAAGAAUGUUACCAUCAAAGAUAACGGUGCCAUGCCAUCCAUAGAAAAUUGUUUCUCAGACGCAUACGACUGCUUACGAAUCAAAUGCGUCAUAAUACUUACAUUUAGAAAUGAGACGCAGCCUAAAAACUUCAAUGAAAUGGGGAAAGUUGUGGGUCCUGCAACUUUAACAGAUUUUGUGAUUAAAUUGACAAAUGCCACCAGAGCCAAUUUCGUAGAUGUAGUUCAAUCUCAAGCUACAGUUUCAACAAUUGUGGAAAUGCUAAACGAAAUUGCAGUCAUCUCCCAAAAUACUUUGCUGGAUGAAGUUGUGUUAACGAAUUUCCUCAAUAUCGUGGAUGUCAUUUCAUCAGAGUCAGCGAAACCUGUAUGGGUAGGGUUAAAUUCAAAUGCCGCAAGCCAAGGCGACAGCUCUCAACUCCUGAAUUCCAUUGAAAAUGUUAUAAAAGCGAUAUCAGACACAAACUUCAACAUAACGAGUCCAUCCAACUCAUUCCUGUUCAAAAAAGUAACAACAUCCGUAGACUAUAGGGAUGUAUUGAGGCUCAACUCAACCGCUGAAAUUUUCAUCCCAGAUAUUACAUCUACUCAUAAAAAUAUUACCAUCACAGCAGUGGCCUUUUCUUCCUUGGGCAACGUUUUGCCUGCAAGAAAUCGGACAGAUAACCUAAAUGAGACUGAAAAUGUCAUCAAUGGACUCAUUGUUAUAGUGAAUACAAGCAAACCUAUUAACAAAAUAGAGCUGAGCUUUGAAAAACGCAGUAAUACAGUAGCUCGUAACAAUAAUUCAGUAAUUUUAGGGAACCCUCAAUGUGCUUUCUGGGAAUUUAACCUAUUUAAUAGGACUGGAGGAUGGGACUCAACAGGAUGUGAGGUCAUAAGGAUAAACGGCAAUGUCACUUGUCGUUGUAAUCACACCACUUCAUUUUCAAUAUUGAUGUCCCCUUAUGCUCCUGACGAUCUCUCCUUGGCUGUCAUUACGUAUGUUGGUGUUGCCAUUUCGAUAGCCAGCUUGGUUGUGUGCCUGUUCAUCGAAAUGAUCAUCUGGAAGGAAAUAUCCAGAAACUCAACGUCAUAUUUACGGCAUGUAUGCUUAGUCAAUAUUGCUCUUUCUCUCCUGAUCGCUGACAUAUGCUUCAUUAUCGCGGCUGCUAUCGCAAAGCCCGGGGAGGACUAUAAUAUUAACUCGUGCAGCGCUGUAGUGUUUUUCACCCACUUCUUCUACCUGGCCCUCUUCUUCUGGAUGAUGGUCUCAGCCCUUCUGCUCCUCUACCGCACCAUCAUGGUGUUCUCUCAGAUUUCCACAUCGUUAAUGAUGGCGAUUGCCUUCAUCGUGGGCUAUGGCGCACCUCUCCUCAUCUCAGUUAUUACCGUCGCCUCCACCAGUGGAAGUCAAGCAUACGUCACACAGAAUGGGACAUGCUGGCUGAACUGGGACAUUUCCAGGAACCUUCUGGCCUUCGUCAUACCAGCUCUGGUCAUUGUGGCGGUCAACAUUGUUGUCAUAAUUAUAGUCGUGGUGAAAAUGCUCAGAGGAAGAGUAGGAGAGAGCAACAGAGGUGAAAAGAACGUCUUGGUGGUCAUUCUCAGAAGUGUGGCCAUUUUGACGCCCCUCUUCGGCAUCACAUGGGGUCUCGGAUUGGGCAUUGUGAUAGAGCCUAAAGCUUUGGCCCUCCAUUACCUGUUUACAAUCUUCAACUCCUUGCAGGGCUUCUUAAUAUUGGUCCUUGGAUUACUGAUGGAAAAGAAGGUUCGGGAGACACUUAAAGCGAGAUUCACUAGACUCACUGGAUCCCGUGCCUCAUAUAGCCUGGAAGCCAACACCCACAGCAGUUCUUCCAACAGAACGACUCUCACGGAUGUUUUCAACACCAUUCUGAGAAGAGGCAGGAAUGCUAGGGCAAAUAUAAACUCCUCAAACAGCCACGAAAGUUUUCUGAACGCUUAGCCGGACAGAACAGACGGACGGCUUAAUUUCCUGUUCGAAUGCUUCUCUAUCGCAGUGCCUCGGGCACAACUUCUAACUGAGAGUGUUUGAUUUCUGUCUAGACUUCUUGAACUAUACAUACAAUCCCUUCCUGAAUGCUACAACUUGAAUAUUAAGUAAUUUUCUGUUUUCUAUUGGUCAACCAGAUUGGCCAAGUUAGAUUAAAACAUCUAUUUUUGAUCUGUACACACUGUUUUAUGAAAAUGGAAAUUCAGUUCUGGUUUCUGUUUGAACACUGUUUACUGUACCAACACUUUAUCCUUCCUCUCUAUUAAAUCCAUC